UCGACCAUAGAGCUCAAAUAGUACUCAAAUCCUCAUGAAAAAUAAAAAAAUAAACUUUCGGUUCAAUUUUGGUUAUAACACUUAUAACCGACUAUUUUUAUUAAAAAAAUUAGAUCAACGAUUAUUCUUCAUCUGGUGUGAUCCCUUCACUUUUCAGACUAGUAUUUCUGAAUAUACCGUUAAUGCCGAAAAAUACAAGAAAUUGAAAAUUUGAAAACGUUCUUCUACGUUCGUUUAUCGUUUUAUUAGUGCAAAGAAACCAGAUGCAAUGGAUGUCACCAGGCAAAAUUUUGAGGCUGUUUCAACUAAAGUGAAGAAAUCUAUUGAAGAGGCCACUUUUCUUUCUAUUGACUGUGAACUCACAGGAUUGAAUACGAUACGGAAUAUUAAUGCUUUUGAUACUAUUCAACAAUAUUACAAUAAAGUGAAGGAAAAUUGUAGAGAAUUUUUAGUUAUACAAUAUGGAAUUACAGCAUUCAGAUAUGAUCAAGAACACAAUUUGUUCAAGCAAUCAAGUUAUAAUUUUUAUAUUUUUCGACGACCACUUAAUAGGAAUAUUCCUGACCAAAGAUUUUUAUGCCAGGCUUCUAGUAUAGAUUUCUUGAUUUCCCAAGGUUUUGAUUUCAACAAACUAUUUAGGGAAGGUAUAUCAUACCUCAACUUGGAAGAAGAAACUAAAUACAUGGAAAAUUUAGAGGAAAAACGUUCUGAAAGGAUUGAAUCAUCUACACCAAAUACUAAGCAAGAUAAAAUAGCCAUUCCUCCAUCAGAACAACCAUUAGUCAAUGAUGCUAUAAAAUCCAUCAAUGAAUAUUUGAAUGGAACUGAGACAAAACCACUUCAGUUGCCAAAAUGUAAUCCAUUCUGCAGAAAGUUGAUUUACCAAGAGACAGCAGACAUUUUUGGUGAUAAAAUAAUGGUUGAAACCAAGCAAUUAGAAAACAAAGACAGAGUUUUACAUGUUUCACGUAUAAAAUCAAAAGAAGAAUUAGAAUUAAUUGCUAAAGAAAAGUAUGAAGAAGAUUUAAAUAUUUUGAAUGAAUGUGUUGGAUUUACUAGAGUGUUGAGGAUGAUUGUAGAGUCAGGCAAAUUAGUUGUGGGGCACAACUUGUUGUUAGAUAUUAUUCACACAAUAGACAAAUUUUUAACUUCACUACCUGAUGAUUAUGAAGAAUUCAAGGAGUGUGCACACAAUUUAUUUCCAAGUAUUUUAGAUACUAAAUUUAUGAGUUCAAGUAUAAGAUUCAGAGAUCUUAUCAAUUCAAGUGCUCUUGGUCCCUUAGUUGAAACUGUGAGGAAAGAACCUUUUGAAAUUCCAAAAAUUGUCAUUGAGGAUGGAUGUUGUGGUUACUCCCUAGAUGAUAAAAAGGAACAUGAAGCUGCUUUCGAUGCAUUUAUAACAGGAGUUAGUUUGCUAGCCAUGUGGAACUAUUUAGGAAAGGAAGCAAAACUUUCACCUGAAGAAACGUUUUCUAAUUUCGAUUUAUUGCUGCCUUAUAACAAUCGAAUAUUCCUUAUGAGGUUACAAGAUAAUCCUUUUAUUCAUUUAGGUGGAACGGAUCCCAAUCCAUCUCGGGAUCACGUUUUCCAUAUUACUUUCCCAACUCAUUGGAAGACAAGUGAUAUUCAACAGAUGUUCAGUCCUUUCGGAAAUGUGUUGGUUUCAUGGAUAAAUGACUCAUCUGCAUUUGUGGCUUUAUAUAAGAGAGAUCAAGCACCAAUGGCAUAUAAAUCCCUUAAACAAAGCGACACUUGUAUUGUAAAAUCAUAUAAUGAACAUCAAGAAGCGAAAAAGACACCUUCUUCUCACUCACUCCAAAAAAAUUCUACAACGCCUUCCAAGACUCCUUCUAAGACUUCUUCUAAGACACUUUCUAAGACACCUUCUAAGACACCUUCUAAGACACCUUCUAAGACUUCUUCUAAGACUCCUUCUGGUUAUCUUAGAAAACGCAAAAUAUCUGAAGGAUCAAUCUCAAAUUCUCCGAAGGAAAAGGUUGUGAGUAAGAAGAAGAAAUCGCCGAUGGUAUUUGCCGUGAGCGAUGAUUGGGACUAGCUUCUAGGUAUUAAAGUUUUUUAUGUGUAUAUAUGUAUAAAUUUGGAUUUAUUAUUUCAGUAUAUAUCCAUAUAUAAUGUCAAUUUGUGGGUGAGAAUCUUAACAAAAUGAUAUUCAUAUUUGUUGAUUCUGAUUAAACAAUUGAUACUUUGUAUUUUUCGAAAAUAAUGAGUAUUCAGACAUGAUAUUAUAAUUUCUACAACAAUC
Molecule: messenger RNA, 2263 nt
Organism: Harmonia axyridis
Lineage: Eukaryota; Metazoa; Arthropoda; Insecta; Coleoptera; Coccinellidae
Product: poly(A)-specific ribonuclease PARN-like
Exons: 13
Coding region: 269-2056 (595 amino acids)
Biological process (GO): nuclear-transcribed mRNA poly(A) tail shortening
Cellular component (GO): nucleus; cytoplasm
Molecular function (GO): RNA binding; poly(A)-specific ribonuclease activity; metal ion binding
Source: RefSeq, a predicted model, not a curated record